AUGCUACUUUCCGGGUUGGGCCCACUUCUGCCGCGCGUGGCGGCUUCGCUGCGGCGGACUGUGCCGGCGGCUGUGACGGCGGCCGCCGUCGUCUGCCGGCCGGCCGGGCCGUUGGCGGCCCAGCGCUGGUAUGCUGAUCGAGCGGCGGGCUCCCACCAGCUGAAGGAGGCCGCGCAAAAGCCCCGCCGGCAGCGGUCCCCCAAGCCGUCGGGCGAUCUGAAGAACCUUGUGAAGCCCGAUCGGCAGAACCCCUCGCCGCGGCUGGGAAACACCGCCACUGUGGACUUUCUGAAGAGGCUAGAUCGCGAAUUUUCCGGCUUCUCCAUGCCUCAGCCGGCCGAGCCGCCCGGGCCCAAGGUCUUGGUGCUGGCCGGGCCGACUGGCAUCGGCAAGUCCCAAAUGGCCCUGGAUCUGGUGAAGUUCGGCCACAUCCCCAACGGCGAAAUCGUGUCGGCCGAUGUCUUCCAGGCCUACAGCGGCCUGCACAUUGGCACAUCCACCCCGCCGCCGGAGUUCUUCGAGCAGGUCCCGCACCACUUGUUCGGCUUCGUCGACCCGAACGAGACCAUGAACAGCUCGGACUACUACCAGCGGACAUUGCAAACGAUCGAGGAUAUCGUCGCGCGCGGUGGCACGCCGAUCAUCGUCGGCGGGGCUGGCUUCUACCUGCAGAACAUCCUACUCGGUGGGCUGUCUGGUGUGCCGCGCUCCGAUCCGGAGACUCGCGCCAAGGUGGCCCAGAUGCUGGAGGCCGAUAGCAACUGGUCCAAAUCCACGCUGGUGGGCUAG
This is a messenger RNA of Fonticula alba, 789 nucleotides long. RefSeq lists its product as hypothetical. The record is from RefSeq and is a predicted model, not a curated record. The transcript is spliced from 3 exons. Bases 1 to 789 code for a protein of 262 amino acids. NCBI's taxonomy places the organism in Eukaryota, Rotosphaerida, Fonticulaceae. Gene Ontology annotation, biological process: tRNA modification. Gene Ontology annotation, molecular function: tRNA dimethylallyltransferase activity.